AUGAAUCUACAAGAAGUGGAAGCAUCAUAUAAUGAAAUAACCUCAUCAGCAUUGAAACUUAUCAUGGAGAUUUCAAUCAAUAAACUGAAGAAUUUUCAAAGUACUUUACAGCCAUCGACAGGACCACUUAUAAGAUCAAUAGAGAAUAAAAAUAAUUUAUUAAUGGAUAACUCCAAUAGAUCAACUACAAUUGAUUCAUCUCAACAUAUCUCUUUCAAAAAAACAUCUAAUAGUUUUUCACCAAGUAAUCGGUUGUACAGGAUAAUGGUAAUUUUAAAAAUUGCUAAAAAAGCAAGAUCUGUGUUAUUAAACCGAGAAGCACUUAAUACACCACAAACGGAUAAUAAAUCAGUUGAUGUACAAAACAUUUCCUCUUCCGAAAACGACUCAAACAAUCAUUCAUAUAACACACAGCAAUGUGAUCCUGUGAAACAACCUAGAACACCAAAUCUGAGUUCAAUUCAGACAAAAACGCAUUCAGAAUUACGAGUUUUACAUUCAAACAAACAAAAUGAACAAGUGUAUCAAUGUGUCUAUGAUUCUGUUCCAAAUAACUCUUCAGUAUGCACUAGCAAUAAAAGAGCACUUGAUUCUAAUCCAUCUACUUCGAUACCUGAAAAACGUGCAUUUUUAAAUUUUCGAAGUGAAAAUCCUAUGAAAUGUGAUAAAUCAUCACAUCAAGAUACAUUAAAUGUAAUGUAUAGUUUAACUACUCCAUACAAUACAGGGAAUAUGGAAAAUAGUCAAAUUAAACCAAAAUUUAACCAACAUAACGAUAACGAUGAUGAAUAUGACGAUCCUAAUGAUAAUGUCAUUAUGUAUUCAAAAUCUUAUCCCUUGUGCAAAUGUCGAUUAUCAAUCCAAAAUUCUGAAGUAUGUGGUUUAGGAAAUGGUCUAAUCGCAUCAAAUGAAGUAUUAUUAUCAAGUACUUCUCUUCAACAAAUGAAUCAUUCAAUGGAUUAUGAAGAAAUUAGUAAUGAUUAUGGACGAGAUAUGUGUAUAUGUCUUUCCAAUUCACCAAAUUCACGACCAUUGAUUACUGGAAUAAUAUGA
Messenger RNA from Schistosoma curassoni, 1053 nucleotides. The record is from the annotation of a GenBank genome assembly. Lineage: Eukaryota; Metazoa; Platyhelminthes; Trematoda; Strigeidida; Schistosomatidae.